Messenger RNA from Rotaria sp. Silwood2, 342 nucleotides. NCBI's taxonomy places the organism in Eukaryota, Metazoa, Rotifera, Eurotatoria, Philodinida, Philodinidae. The record is from the annotation of a GenBank genome assembly.
AUGUCUACUACCAGCCGAAGUUCAAUGACAUAUACUGCAACAACGAUCAUAAUACCAAUCGCAGUUACAACUGCCAUGAUAAAUACCAGUAGCACAUCAAUCAGCAUUACUCCUAGCAGCAGUACUACCAGCACCACUAGCACUACAAUAACAACCACAACGACAAGCACUACAGCAACAACCACUACGACAAGCAUUUUAACAACCAUCACUUCCACAAGCAUAACAACAACAACCACUACCAUGAAUAGUUAUGGCACAACAACAGCAGCUGUUUCAAUUUUAACAUGUACGAUAGUCACCAACACCGACACAACGGAUAUAUUGAAAGAAGUCUUUUAA